Messenger RNA from Dalotia coriaria, 2030 nucleotides. RefSeq names its product chitooligosaccharidolytic beta-N-acetylglucosaminidase-like. NCBI's taxonomy places the organism in Eukaryota, Metazoa, Arthropoda, Insecta, Coleoptera, Staphylinidae. The record is from RefSeq and is a predicted model, not a curated record. Bases 106 to 1869 code for a protein of 587 amino acids. Gene Ontology annotation, biological process: glycosaminoglycan metabolic process; carbohydrate metabolic process; protein deglycosylation. Gene Ontology annotation, molecular function: beta-N-acetylglucosaminidase activity. Gene Ontology annotation, cellular component: plasma membrane; lysosome. The transcript is spliced from 3 exons.
ACAGUUGUCAUUUAUCAUUGAGAUAGUGAAGUGUGAGCAUGGUUAUUGAUAACACACAUCAAAAAAAAUCACAUGAUUGUUUUUUAAUUGCCAUAAUCAGUGAAAAUGAUGACACCUGUAAUAAUUUUACUGACAAUUUUCACAUUAGUUCAAAGUUCUCCAUGGACAUGGACCUGUGAGAACGGUAAAUGUAUCAAAACCAGGUUACCAGCAAAUGAGAAACUGAUAUCUCCAGCAUUAUGUGAGUUGACAUGUGGUACCUACUCGAGAAUAUGGCCUAUGCCUACCAAAAGAUUCGAAAUCAUACGGGAAUUUGUCCCAAUUGACUUGGAAGAUGGCUACACAGGUUCCGGAACUCAUUCUGUUCAAUUAAAAGCAAUAGUUGAUAGAUUUUUCACCAUAACCUCAAUUUAUAACGACCACAAUAAGAACACAGCUCAAUUACCUGAUAAAACCAGAAUACACUUUAAUAUAUCAGACUUAGAAUCGUCAAAAUUGUAUUUUGACACUGAUGAAAGUUAUUCUUUGCAUAUAAUACCAAAUAAUAACAAUUGUGUUGAAAUUACAAUUAAAUCUGUGAAUAUUUUCGGUGCAAGACACGCUCUGGAAACAUUAUCACAGUUAUUGGUGUACCAUGAAAGUGAUCAGGUGUAUGUGGUACCCAAACAAGUUAUUAUCGAAGAUAAACCAGUGUAUUCAUAUCGUGGUCUAAUGUUGGACACAGGACAUAAUUAUGUCUCUGUGGCGAAGAUUAAGAGCGUUAUUGAAGGUAUGGCUGUCAAUAAAUUGAACACUUUACAUUGGCAUAUCACGGAUUCAUCUAGUUUUCCAUUCGUGUCGAAAUCUUUACCUUCUCUGAGUGACCUAGGAGCUUAUUCAGAUAAACAAGUGUAUUCUGUGGAAGAUAUACAGGGUGUUAUAAAUUGGGGAUUGGUUAGAGGUGUGCGGGUGAUACCGGAAUUUGAUGGACCAGCUCAUGUUGGUGAAGGAUGGCAGGAUAGUGGAUUAGUGGUGUGUUUCAAUAAACAACCAUGGGAUUGGUAUUGUAAGGAACCACCGUGUGGGCAGUUUGAUCCUACGAAAGAUGAGUUGUAUACAACAUUAAGUUUGUUAUACAAGGAUUUUAUUGAUGUUUUCGACCCGAUUGCUUUUCACUUUGGUGGAGAUGAAGUCAAUUUCAACUGUUGGCGAUCGGAAUCAUCCAUUACAACAUGGAUGUCAUCACAUAACCUCUCCACAGUGUUAGAUUCAGGGUACCUUCAACUUUGGAACUAUUACCACAAUAAAACCUAUGAAAUUUUUAUGGAAAACCUCCCAGAAACAAUCCCAGCUAUUUUAUGGACCAGUAAACUAACAGAUUUAGAAAAUUUACACAUGGUACCCCCUGAUAAAUACAUAAUCCAUGUUUGGACCAACGGUACAGACGAAACCAUCGCGAAUCUUCUCAGUAAAGAUUACAAAAUGAUUUUUUCUUAUUACGAUUCUUUAUAUUUGGAUUGUGGGCUUCAUAGUUGGGUUGCAGAUGGGUACAACUGGUGUGCCCCAUACACCACAUGGAAGAAAAUCUACGAAACAAGCCCGGCUGAAAUCAUAGCCGCAUUCGGCGCGGAAUUAAAUAAGCCUCAGUUGAUAUUAGGUGCAGAAGCUGCGCUAUGGACGGAAACGUCUGAUGAUCCAUCUGUUGAGAAUAGAAUAUGGCCGCGGACGGCUGCGUUGGCGGAACGCGUAUGGGCCGAACCCACGAGCAGCUGGGCUGCGGCGGAAUACCGAUUAGAUUCGCAUCGUCAGCGCAUGCUCAAAUUGGGUAUUCAUGCAGAUACUUUGGUACCGCAAUGGUGCUAUUUGAAUCAGGAUAGUUGUCGUCGUUAACACACAGACAAACAGCGUAAUUAUGAUAAGAACCUGUUUUUAAUCUUAAUGUAUUACAAACAAACAUUUAUUGAGUAUAAAUCGUUGCGGUUCCGUUAAAUUUUUUACAUUUUUACAGUUUUGGGCAAAAAUAUAAUAAAUUUCGGUGGUUAAUGAGCUAA